CGCGCCUGGAACUUCUUGACUCGAGAGAUUUUUUUUUAAAUGAGAGAGAUUUUCUACAACAAAGUCUGACCGAAAUCAGUUACGCUGUUUUUAAAGUCAUUGACUGAUGAAGCAUCAAGAGCUGCCAAAGCGUUCAGUCUUCUGAGAGUUGAUUGACGGAAAGUAGGAGAAUGAAGAACUGAACAAAGAGGAGGAGAAACCUUUGAGUCACUCUCAAACCAAACAGAGAUUUAAAGGAAUUAGGAAACAAGAAAUCUUUCACCUGCACUCAGUGUGAAAAUAGUUUGACAAGCAAAUAUAGUCUAGAUGUACACAAGUGUUCAUAAUGCAGAGAAACCGUUCACAUGUGAUCAGUGUGGGAAGUGUUUCGCACAAUCAUCAAACCUUAAGGUUCACAUGUACAUUCACACUGGAGAGAAGCUGCAUGAAUGUGAUCAAUGUGGAAAACGAUUUUUGUGGCCUUCAGCCCUGAAGAGUCACCUAAAAGUACAUAUGAAGGAGAAACCACAUUCAUGUUCUUUGUGUGGAAAGAGUUUUCCACAACUACAGAGUUUAAAACUACAUCAGAAGAUACACACUGGUGUGAGAGAUCAUGUGUGCUUAGAGUGUAAGAAGACUUUUAUUAGAGCUGAGCAUUUGAAACGGCACCAGAGGAUCCACACUGGAGAGAAACCUUACAAGUGUUCACACUGCGACAAGAGAUUCAGUCGGUCAGGAAUCCUGAAAUCACAUGAGAGAAUCCACACUGGAGAAAAACCUUACACAUGCGAUCAGUGUGGGAAGAGUUUCACACACAAAGGAGGCCUUAGGGUGCAUAUGAGAGUUCAUACAGGAGAGAAGACAUUUACUUGUGAUCAGUGUGGGAAGAGUUUUACACAAUCAUCAAAACUUAAGCAACACAUGAACAUUCACACUGGAGAGAAGCUGUAUGAAUGUGACCAAUGCAGCAAAACGUUUUUGUGGGCUUCAGGUCUGAAGAGUCACCUAAAAGUUCAUACAAAGGAGAAACCAUAUUCAUGUUCUUUAUGUGGAAAGUGUUUUUCACAUUUCCAAAAUUUAAAACUUCAUCAGAAGAGACAUACUGGUGUGAGAGAUCAUAAGUGCUUUGAGUGUAAGAAAACUUUUAUUACAGCUCAACAUUUGAAACGGCACCAGAUGGUCCACACUGGAGAGAAACCUUACAAGUGUUCACACUGCGACAAGAGAUUCAGUCAGUCGGGAACCCUGAAAUUACAUGAGAGGAUCCACACUGGAGAGAAACCGUAUCACUGCACUGCAUGUGGGAAGAGUUUCAGCCAAUUAUCAAAUCUACACACACAUACAAAAAACAAUGACAAUUAGUAGAUCAUCCUCAGAUCCAGCAUUUUCAGAUGUGACACAAUAUUGCAUAAAGAAAUAAAAUAUCUUCUGUAUAAAUCUGUGCUAAAAAAGAAAUAUCAUCCCAGUGAAUAAAGUUCAUC
This is a messenger RNA of Labeo rohita (rohu), 1460 nucleotides long. Its product is annotated as zinc finger protein 431-like. The coding region runs from base 307 to 1341 and encodes 344 amino acids. The record is from RefSeq and is a predicted model, not a curated record. The transcript has 2 exons. Lineage: Eukaryota; Metazoa; Chordata; Actinopteri; Cypriniformes; Cyprinidae.